AUGUCGGUCCGCGUCUUCCUCAAUAAGCCCCAUGCCCAUUUCACCAAUCUCGACUACAUUACCGGAAAGGCAGUCCUCACCUUACCGUCCGAUACGCCCAUCACGCUCAUCGUCGUAAAGCUAGAGGGCGAGAGCCGCACCCGCCUUGCUGGUCCGAAAUACCCUCAUAGUGAGCGUUCUGAUAAAAAGAGAACGGAAAUCGAGUCACACAAGCUUCUCUACAAAGUCGAGACCCUCUUUCCUACCCCAGAGCUGCACCCCCACGCCACACCGAGCACGUACUAUACGCUCUCCGCUGGCACAUAUGAGUAUCCUUUUCGUUUUAAAUUUCCAUUUAACAAUGAUUGCGUUAAUAACAAUUUGGCGUCGAACCUCAACAUGGCUGGUAUAAGGCUCGAAGUUGCUCGUGAUGUCAAUCGGCACGUCAAGAAGACCCUACCUCCAUCGCUCAGUGGGUUCCCGGGUGAAGCGGAAAUUAGAUAUUACGUCAAAGUCACUGUUGUGAGACCACAGUUUUAUAAAGAAAACUACAGAGGAUUUGCGGAUUUCAAAUUCCUACCCAUCGAACCCCCUAGGAAGAAGGAGCUGGAUAAAGAAACAUUUGCCCGGCGACAACAUCAAUUCGCCAACAUCCGUCCUGUGCCGGAAGCGAAGAGCUUUUUUCGGAAGAAUACCAGCGCAAGCCCAAUCGAUACAGGCCCGCCACCCAAGUUCUCUGUGGAUGCUCGGUUGCCCAGUCCAGCCAUACUCACAUGUAGCGAGCCGUUGCCAUUGAGGGUACUGAUAAAAAAGCUGGGGGAAUUUCCUGAAACGCUCUAUUUGCAGUUAUUCCAAAUAGAGUUGAUUGGGUAUACGAGCAUUCGUGCACACGAUCUCUCCCGCCGGGAAAGUAGUAGCUGGGUGAUCCUUAGUCGCAGUAACAUGAACAUACCGCUCGGCAACUUCAACGACCCUGUUGGAAAAGAAUGGAAAGUGGACUCUAGAAUGUGGAAUCAGAUUCCGCUGCCAAAUUCAGUGGCACCGUCUUUUGAUACCUGCAAUCUCUCGAGGACUUACGAGCUAGAAGUGCGCGUAGGCAUUUCUCGCGGAUCUCAUGGGACGAUGAAGCCGGACCUUAUUGUCCUUCCACUUCGGAUAUCUGUCAAUGUUUACUCCGGUGUGGCCCCACCCACAGCACUUUUAGAAGCCAUGGGAAUAUCUGGGGUCACCACUGCAGUUUCAUCGAACAUACCACCUCCCCCUCAGCCGCCCCGCCCGGCAGCACCGGCGGCGGCGGUAGCGGCACCUCCGUAUACCGCUCCACCGCCACGAGUGGAGGAAUAUGAGGAUGCUCCGCCAAGCUAUGAGGAUGCAAUGGCGGAAGCUCUUGGGCCAGUGGACGGCCCGAGGCGCGAGUAUAACCCACUAGAUGCUGCUGUUUCUGGAAACUUCUCGCAGACAGGGACUGAUGCUCAGGGUUCAGUGGUUGAUUCCAAAGAUAACGACCGUUUAUUUCCUAAUAGCGGGCCUUUGAACGUGUCAACAGACUCGUUCGACUAUUACCAACUCGGCCCAGCCGAUGGAUUUGGAAGCGCAAGCUAUUCACGGCCCCCGCCACCGGGUUCCCUACAGGAACAUAGCGCUUUCCCUCCGCCAACAUCCCCGCUCUCUGGUAACCAAAUACUUCCUGUUGCUCCCUUGUCGCCAUCCACGGAAGAUCGCCCGGAAUGGGCCCAAAGGAGGGUGACCCCACUAGGGAUGCCGAGCCGGAAGCCCGUUCCAGGACCCAACGAUUCAGCACCUCACACGCCGACCUCUCCUCGGUAA
Messenger RNA from Uncinocarpus reesii 1704, 1806 nucleotides. RefSeq lists its product as uncharacterized. Gene Ontology annotation, biological process: ubiquitin-dependent endocytosis. The transcript is spliced from 5 exons. Gene Ontology annotation, cellular component: plasma membrane; cytoplasm; cytosol. NCBI's taxonomy places the organism in Eukaryota, Fungi, Ascomycota, Eurotiomycetes, Onygenales, Onygenaceae. The record is from RefSeq and is a predicted model, not a curated record. Gene Ontology annotation, molecular function: protein-macromolecule adaptor activity; ubiquitin protein ligase binding. Bases 1 to 1806 code for a protein of 601 amino acids.